AUGCGCGAAGGUAUGGCCAAGGCAAGGCAAGGUAAGCGCGAAGGCGGGGUACGCAGCAUGCAGGUGGCGGCGGGCAGUGGCAAGGUAUCUGGUGCGGGCCGCGUGUCUGGGCGGCGUGCGUGCGCGUCUGGUCUGUGCGCGUGCGCGGCGCGUGCGCGCGCGUGCGCGGCGGCAGCGCGGGCAGGCCGCGCGCGCGCAGGCGCGGCGCGUGCGCGCGCGAGCGCGCGCGCGCGCGCGUGCGGCGCGUGCGCGCGCGCGCGCGGUGCGCGCGCGCGAGCGCGGUGCGCAAGCGCGCGCGCGCGCGCGCGCGCGCGCGCGCGCGCGCGCGCGUGCGGGCAGCGGCGCGCGGCGCGCGCGCGGCGCGCGCGCGCGCACGCGCGCGCGUCCUGCGCGCGCGGCGCGCGCGCGCAAGCGCGCGCGCGCGUGCGGAGCGCGCGCGGUUGUCCGCGCGCGCGCGUUGUGUGA
This is a messenger RNA of Parnassius apollo (apollo), 465 nucleotides long. Lineage: Eukaryota; Metazoa; Arthropoda; Insecta; Lepidoptera; Papilionidae. The record is from the annotation of a GenBank genome assembly.